ACCGAGAGAUUUAUAUAAAUAUGUUUUCUGACUUUUUUUCCAUGAUCACAAGCAGAAAGGCUUUUAAUGUAGCUCAGUGGGCUUUAUAGGAGUGAGAAAAAGGUAGGGAAAGACUGCAGGGAAGAAGAAUGCGGAUAUAAUGUAGACCACAAGGGAAGGUUGGCUAAGAGGCAACAGAUGGAGUGUGAAAUAGUACCACAGUGACUUAGUUGGCAUUGUUAGCCUGAAAUGGAGAAGUAAAACUCAGAAGAAAGGUCAUCAGGAAGGGCUGCUUUCCCAGGAAGCCUGCAUGCAAAGAGUAUUUAACAUUGCAGUGUUGAAGCAGACACAUUUAACAGUUGGCUCUCCCAGGCUCAACAUCCUUGGCAGUGUUUACCAGUUGUGGUAAUGGUGGGAAGUACUUUGGAGGUCAUGUGUGUUACCUUGAUGCUGCUUAAAAUCCUCUGUCUUUUUCAGGCAAGCUGAGGGUUCAGUCCAUCCACUGGCUUUGUAUGUACUCCAUCUCUUUCAAAUAUGCAUAAAUAGCAGCCAUUUCUUAUGCAAACCCAGAAGUGACCUUGCAUAAGCUCUUCUUGUAUAUACUUUUUUCCAGGUGAAGGAAUAAGAGCAGAUCGAGAUCUGACCAGGGUAUGGAGUGCAACAUGAGCUCUCUGUGCUUCUCUGCUGUGUUUACUGAAGGUCACUUCCCUCCUGAUGUACAAGGUUGGCUCCUGGGCCUGAAUGCUUCCAGACAGGGAGAUGUAUUCAGCAUUGGGCAGGCACCAAAACAAGAGUGGAUCCAAGCCAAUUCCUGUGCUGAUCAUAGGGAACGGACCUUCUGGAAUCUGUCUCUCAUAUUUGCUGUCGGGCUACACCCCUUACUUCAAAAGACACUCUCUUCAUCCUCAUCCCAUUCUUCAGAGUAAACUAGAGGAGGCAGCGGAUGUGUCCAUUUUGGACCAGGAUUUGGAGUAUCUGUCUGAAGGUUUAGAGGGAAGAUCCAAUAGCCCUGUGGCUCUUCUGUUUGAUACCCUUCUGCGACCUGAUACGGACUUUGGUGUGAGUGCAGAAUCUGUGCUCACUUGGAGGCACGAGACUGACAGAGCCAUCCCCCACCUGGUUCUUGGCAAGAACCCUCCAGGAGGUGCCUGGCAUUCUAUUGAGGGCUCAAUGAUUACCCUGAGCAGAGGGGAAUGGAUGGGACUUCCAGAUCUCCAGUUCAAAGACUGGCUAAAGCAAAAGAAAAGGGGCCUCAGAAACCAUAGAGCUACAGCAGAAGACAUUGCUCAAUACUACCAACAUUAUGUGACGAAGAAAGGGCUGCAGAAGAACUUUAGAUGUGGGACUGUUGUAACCUCUGUGAGGAAAAUGAGUGCAAAGAGCAUCUCCAGCCAUGCACAAGAAGAUCUACAGAAGACUGACUCUCUCUGGAACUUCAGUGAGGAGAAUAUGGAGGUCUUUCAGGUGGAUGGAUUUGUCAAAACUGUCACAGGUGACAAGGAGCCCUUCACUGUCUAUGCAGAGAACGUAGUCUUAGCUACAGGAACGUAUGAUAGUCCCACUUGGCUCAAGGUCAAAGGAGAGAACCUUUCCUAUGUCCAUCACCAGCUCUCUGCUCUAGAGGAAGCAGUGAAAAACAACAGUAUUGGUAUCACAUCAGAUCCAGUUUUGAUUGUAGGUGCUGGUUUGACAGCUGCUGAUGCGAUUCUUUUUGCUCACCACUGUAGUAUUCCAGUAAUUCAUGUUUUUCGGAGAAGAGUCAGUGAUCCAGGUCUUAUUUUUAACCAGCUACCCAAAAUGAUGUACCCCGAAUACCACAAGGUCCAUCAGAUGAUGAAAGAACAGUCAGCUGCUUGUGCGGGGCCCUAUGAGUGCUAUGUUAGCCUACCUGAGCACAACGUACUAUCUUUUGGCAAGGACAAGAAGUGUAUCCUUCAAGACAAGAAUGGCUGCCAGAAAGCUUAUAAAAUUUCCAUGGCUCUUGUUCUAACCGGUUCAAAUCCCAGCCUCUCCUUUCUGCCAAAUAAUGGAAUUGACUUGGCAAUGGACAGCGACCAACCAGUCAAUCCCAAGAGGAAUCCCAUAGAUAUUGACCCGUUCACUUAUGAAUGUACUCAGGAGAAAGGGCUUUAUGCUCUAGGGCCUCUAGCUGGAGAUAACUUUGUACGCUUUGUGCAGGGUGGGGCUCUGGCUGCUGCCAACUCUCUCUUAAGGAAAGCAAACAAAAAUCCUCCAUAACAAAAAAGGCCACCUAUGCUAACAAUGUCUGAAUGGGUUACUGCCAUUUUCAGAGAAUUUAAUAUGUACAUCCUUAAAUGAGAAGCCCACUCUUGCCAUUCUCCAGGAUUAUGCAAAGUUUUACUAAGUUUUUGCUGAGUUAUUUGGAAAGGUUACGUCACCAAACAGAGUGAGUUUCAUUCAUGGCAGUAACUUCAUUCCCAGGAUAUUCUGCUCCUUUUCUACGUAGCUGUGGAUGUAGGCAGCAGGAGCAUUGAACCUUCCUCCUGGAGAAGUGGAGGGUAAGGUAGCUCUUCUGUGUUAAUACCUUCCCGGUUUCUGAAAAUUGAAUUGAGGAAGAAUUGAUGUCAGUUACUUCCAGACAGCAGGCUGACAGCUCUGCGUCUGUCAGUUUUCCAGUGUUUGUGAUGAAGCAAGAUAAGCCAAUGCGGUUUUGAUUGCUCCUGUGGCUCAGCUAUAUGUUCUUAUUGGAUGAAAACUCACUGGAAGAAGUGCAAAUAAACUGGCACAGAAAUACAGCCAAAAAUGUAUCAUCUCAUUGAUGACACCAGCAACAUGUAAUAUAUAAUAUCCUUUUAUUCAAUAGUUCUGUAAUGUUUGUUCUUCUUCUGGGAAGUGGUGACACUGAUUUUACAAACAUCCAGUUUGCCACUGUGCAGCUUCUUCUGCUAACUCUGCUAUGGCCAAAUUCUUGACAGCCGUUGCAGAGACAGCAGAACAAAAUGGGAGCUGCUGGUCUGCCUUGAAGCUCUGCCCAGGCACUGAGUGGGGCUUCUGCUGCAGGGUGCUUCAGAGAAAAGCAAUAUGUCAUGUACUGUAGUGUGAAUUUCUAACAUAAUGUCAUCUAAUAAUAAUGUUGUGUAUUAAGGGGAAAUGGCACUGUCACUUUUUGAUUGUUUAUGGUAAAUAUUUUGAUUUUUUUUAUACUGGUUUUCUUAAAGAAAUUUUUUAAUUGACAAAGCAUUUUGCUACAUGCUUUCAAUCAGAGUUUUGAAUGAGCUGGGGAUGGGUGGGAAUGAUGCCUUGUGUUACCAAGAGCAUUCCCAACAGUCCUGCAAGGCCUUCUGUAGCUCUCUUAGAAAAAAAGAUGAGAGUUAUAGCUAAUGUUAUUAAAACAAAGGCACUCUGCCCCCUGCACUGUAAUGAAGCUCACUGAUGUGACAGGAUGCUUCACAAAGCACUGGAAACCUGUAUGCGUGGAGACAGUGGCUGUUCUGAAGUGAAUGAGCCUCCAGUUGUGCAGGGAGAUGUGUGAGGAGCCUGUCUGUAGUGUUACUGUAUCACACUUGGGUGCCUUUGCCACUGACUUCAAUGGAAUAUUUUUUCAGUAAAGUUAUUUCAGACUUAUUCUGUUUGUUGCUUUUAACUCUGACUUUAAAUCUCUGACCAAGUCAAGAUGAUCAGCUUCCUGGCAAAAAUUGGGGUGUGAUUUGGGAUGUGCAUGUUGAACGUUGCCUUGUUCCCCUCUGUAGCAGCACAACGCCAGAUUUUUGUGUGUUUGAGUACAUUUCACUAAAAUACCCUCUUCCUUCUGUGUGGCUGAGCCACA
Messenger RNA from Phasianus colchicus (ring-necked pheasant), 3766 nucleotides. Lineage: Eukaryota; Metazoa; Chordata; Aves; Galliformes; Phasianidae. The record is from RefSeq and is a predicted model, not a curated record.